ACAGUGAAGGAGUCUGAGAGGGGAGUCUGAGGAGGAGGAGGACGCCAUUGCUGCAGCUGGCCGUCUGUGAUUGAGGACAAACGUGAUCAAACUUCACAAUGUCGAGGGGGCUUUUCGGACAUUAUUCACACUCAGCACGCUAUUACUGAGUAAUACUUUGAAAUUGGACCAGUAGGAUGGACGGUUUGUCUUUGAGUAGGACACAAUGUGGAGCAACAGCGCCAAACCAGAGCAGUCUCCAACCGUCCCUUCACCUGUGUGGUGGCCCAGCCUGUCACCAUGAACAACAGUAGGAACUGUACCUCGGUGGGGCAUGGGGAGGGUCUGGCUGCCCUGGAGUCCGUCUCCAUCGUGACCAUCACACUUCUCGCUGGCCUGGGGAACUUCAUGAUCGUAGCGACCCUCUAUCGCAGGCCUUAUCUGCUCACACCCAGCAACAAGUUUGUGUUCAGCCUGACCCUGUCCAACCUGUUGCUGUCCAUGCUGGUGCUGCCAUUCGUGGCAGUGAGCUCGGCAAAGAAGGAGUGGGUGUUUGGGGUGGUGUGGUGUAACUUCACUGCCCUGCUGUACUUACUCAUCAGCUCGGCCAGUAUGCUCACCCUCGGAGCUAUUGCCAUUGACAGGUACUAUGCUGUGCUUUACCCAAUGAUCUACCCCAUGAAGAUCACAGGAAACCGGGCAGUCGUCGUCAUCGCAUACGUGUGGCUACACUCCCUGGUGGGCUGCCUGCCUCCUCUGUUUGGGUGGUCCUCCUUCGAGUUUGACUGCUACAAGUGGACCUGCGUUGCUUCUUGGCACAAAGAGCCCAGCUACACGGCCUUCUGGGUCACCUGGUGCAUCCUUCCCCCCUUAUUCAUCAUGCUGGCCUGUUACGGUGUAAUCUUCCGUGUUGCACGCAUGAAAGCCAGGAAAGUACACUGUGGGACGGUUGUUGUGACCAACGACGGCUCCAAUGGAGCUCAGAAGAAUGGACGAAAAAACUCAAGCACCUCGACUUCUUCUAAUGGGAGCCGGCGGAGCCUGGUGUAUGCAGGGAGUCAGUGCAAGGCCUUUGUCACCAUCUUAGUAGUCAUCGGCACCUUCUUUAUAUCAUGGGGGCCAUAUGUUGGGGUGGUGUGUACGGAGGCUAUUUGGGGACAAGGGAGUGUUUCUCAGGGACUGGAGACUUUGGUAGCGUGGCUCUCUUUCUGCAGCGCAGUGUGCCACCCGCUCAUCUACGGUCUGUGGAAUAAAACGGUGAGGAAGGAGCUGCUGGGGAUGUGUUUUGGAGAUCGCUACUACAGGGAGUCAUUCGCUACGCGGCAUAGAACGUCCCGCCUCUUUAGCAUCUCCAACAGAAUAACAGAUUUGGGUAUGUCGCCCCACCUGACAGCCAUGCUUGCGGGCGGAGGGCAUCUCCUGGCCCCGGGGAGCAGCACGGGGGACACCGGCUUCAGUUACACUCAGGACUCAUGUACAGACGUGAUGCUGCUGGAUAACUUCUCCACAGACGGGUCCUCCCAACUACAGAACCCCUGCAAUCCGUCCGGGAAGAGGAGGAGCUCCGUCACUUUUGAAGACCAAGUGGAGCAGGCCAAAGCUGAAAACAACAACACAUCCUCAGUUCAAAUCCACACACAGGAACACGAAUCUCUCGACAACUUCGCAUCAUGUUUGGCGAUGGCCAUAGAGAGCGACGCUAAGCUCACCAUGUUCGGCGAGGGUCUGCCUUUACCGGGGGGACUGUUUACGACUAGGGCAGCACCGAGACCCAGAUACCUGGACGGUCAGAGACUAAGGCUGGAAAGUAUCGACGAAGGGAUCGUUAAAGAUGACAGAGAUGAAGAAGAGCAGGACAUGGAGGAAAAACUGGCCUGAACACAGCAGGUCUGUACAUUUGUUUAAACACGUUUAUAGACUGCGAGCUGUGGUGCAUUUGAUGAAGUCUGAUCUCUCUACAUAUGGGUACUCAAUACUUGAAAUGAUUAGUGAAGAGCACGGUAUUCAUUCCACUACGCUGGACCAAUUACACACCAGCAGUGUCUUUGCAAGCUUUGUUAUGAUUCAUGUAAUCAAAUAGGAAGCCUUUUACUACUGUAACCGUAAUGAUCCGAUUGCUGUAGUGAUCUUUAUUCUAUGUUUCUAGUGAAGUCUAAAAUCCAGCGUACUUUUCUAUUAUUCUUAUUUGUCGUCUGCUGCCACACAAUUUGCAGCGUCAAUAUGAAAUACACACAAAAAAUAAUAAUGAUAUGUUUGUGAUCGUAAGGGCUGUAUCCGAAUAUUCGUUCGUUGGAGUACUAUUCGGGUUUCAAUUUCGUUAUUCGUAUUAUUUUUUUAAUUGAAUUUAUUGAAAUCUCCAAUAUCAACGUAAGAGCUUGUGCCUCUUCGGGGGGUGCUAACACCUAACCGUUUACUUUCUCCGUCUUUAUAUGUAGAUCUCCGUUAAUCUCCGUCACGUUGUUUCCAUAGCAACAACAACCGAAUAUCCGGAACAGCCCUAAUGAUCGUAAACAUUGGUUCAUUGUCACACAUUCUCGUGGCUUACUAGGACAUUGUUCAAAAUGAGGAACCCCUGAGCUUUUCCAACGAUGAGUCUAAAAGUCGGGUGGGAAAAAGGCUUCAUAGCGUGGAUUGUAAACAAAGCUGCCUGUAGAUGUUGACUGAAGUCUUUCCAGGGGCUAUUUUAACUUCUACCCCAAUGGAUGCUAGGACAACAUCCCAAUCUUGACCCUGAUAGGAGUUAAUGUGUAUAGGAAAUGCAUGUUUAAAGGUAAACUGUGUAUUUGAAUUCCUUAUAAGAAAACCUCAACCGUGAAAAAGUGUGUAUGUGUUGCUCAGGCCUGAUGGUAUCUGCAGUGAGUAUAAUUAGAAAGUCCUGGCAUUUCAUGAUUAUUUGUUAAGUUAUUGCACUUGAACAUGCAGCGUGUGCUUGUUCUCAUAGAAACCACUCAACCAGUAAAGGCAAUUAUUACUGUGUGUUCAGUCGUUUUGGCUCACUGCCCGAGGUAGGGCCCGAGCUGUGAUGUAGUGAACAGGACAUUAGGUAACAAUCAGAUGUAAUCAUUUAGAAAAGACUGUUAUAUUAAUGCACAAGCAAAGUCCCACAUUUCAUUAUAUUAUGCUUAUUGAGAAGCAUACACGGACCAUAUCAGAAAUAAAUCCCUGUUUAUCUUUUAAAUCAAAA
This is a messenger RNA of Gymnodraco acuticeps, 3163 nucleotides long. RefSeq names its product G protein-coupled receptor 161 (gene gpr161b). Gene Ontology annotation, biological process: G protein-coupled receptor signaling pathway. Gene Ontology annotation, cellular component: membrane; recycling endosome. Gene Ontology annotation, molecular function: G protein-coupled receptor activity. Bases 280 to 1857 code for a protein of 525 amino acids. The transcript is spliced from 6 exons. Lineage: Eukaryota; Metazoa; Chordata; Actinopteri; Perciformes; Bathydraconidae. The record is from RefSeq and is a predicted model, not a curated record.